CAUAUAUUUCUGUAUGCUUAGUAUAGGCUACAUGAUGAUGAUUGCCUUUAUAAAUGUAUUCAUGCUGCGAAAACAAAAAAAUAUGCAUGAUUUAUGCUUCUCUCAUGUGAAAUACUUAAAGGUUGUUCCAAUAAUAAAGACCUUUCUAUGUACAGUAUAUCAUGCUCCUCCUCCAUGCUCAUCCUAAUUGUCUUAUUCUGCUCCGACGAUGCCGUAUAGAGGAGGAGUCUGCGUACGUGACUUUAGGGCAGACUUUUAGGGACGUUCAGUGCAAACAAAUAUAGAUGUGAUGGUAGGUUUGAAAUCCACAUCUUUUUACGAGAGUCACCAUUUAGACAAUCAUUGCCGUAAAACAAACAUCUGGUGUGCUUCCAGUGCUUCUUGACCUCAUCGCACCCAGCUCAUUCACGCUGUAAACAAGAGACAUUGAGAGAGCGACCAUAUAUGCUUUGAUCAGAAGGUAACUUGCUCUUCUACUUGUCCAUUAUCCACUAACCAAAGCCAAGAAUACAAGCGACCGUAACUGUGGGCACCUCAAAAUAUCUGUCUUCCUCCCCAUACGUAUUGUUUACACACUUGUAAAAGUUGGUUUUCUUGGCGAGACCGUUGGAUGAGUUGUGUAAGAGUCCUUACAUGGCAGGAUGAGCGGCGUAAAAACGCUGACACAGGUUUCCUGUCAGGAUACAGUCACAUGGUGAAACUACUUUACGCUUCAUUAACUUGUGGAGGAAUCAGAGAGAAGAGCAGAGAGGUAGGGGCUUCUUAUUUGGUAUUUCACAGAAGAUUUAUAGCUUUAAUUUAGGCCGAUACAUUUUGUAUUUUACCUUUUUUAAAUAUCUGCAAUGGCUUUUAGAGCAUUUACACAAACGCAUGUCUAUGAAAAGCAAUCAGCCCCAAAAGAAAAGAACAAAUCCAGCAUCCAGUGCCUUGAGUGCUACGACCGAAACGUGUAUAUAGGGACCAAGGAUGCAACAGUUCAGCAUCUCAUCUUUCCCAGUAGCACAGAGGGAGACCUGAGUCCAGGCCAGAGCAAACUCAGAGAAGGAAGGGUGAGAAAAUUAGGCUCAGGCAACCACGUAACCCAACUGAGGGUACUCCCACUUUUCAACUAUCUGCUGGUCCUGUGGGACUGCAGCGUUACUGCCCUCAACAUGUUCUCCUUAGAGCCCGUUCCCGCGCUGAAGAAGAUCCAGCACGUGUCUUUGCUUGAAGUGUGCGACUCAGCCCAGCAGCAGGAAGCAUGUGUGGAGAUAGUGACUUCCUCCAGCCGCAGGAAGGUGAUCCGGAUUCACGUGGUGGGCGUGGACAGGUGGGACGUUGUAAAGGAAGUGCCUCUGCUCCAGGACCCCGUGGCGUUGGCGGUACAUGGUGAUAGUGUGUGUGUAGCCACCAGCAACAGGUAUCUCCUCUGUGAUAUUCAGACUGGGAGCUGUGACGAGCUCUUUCCUCACAAUCACAGCCGGCAGCGUGUCAUUGUUACCUCAGUGGGACGAGGGGAGUUCCUCCUGAACGGGCCUGAAUCUUUGGGCAUGUUUGUGAUGAAGACAGGGAUAUGCCAGCGCCCUCCCCUGCAGUGGCCUCAGGAGGUGCUGGCAGCCGGAGUAUGUUUCCCUUACAUCUUAACCCUGCAGCCCCAAGUGCUGUCUGUCUACAGCAUGGUAGAUCAGCAGCGCAAACAGACUGCGAGUCUCAGCGGAGCGAAGGGUCUGCUCUCCACAUCAGAUGGUGUGUUGGUGUUCACAGAGAGAGACAUUUUCAGCCUACGUCUGGUGCCACUCGAAGAGCAGAUCCAGGCGCUUGUACGGCAUGAGAGGGUCGAAGAGGCCUUGUUGCUGCUGGAUGGAGUCCAAGCCCAGCGUCCACUUGACUCAUACAAGGAGCUGCAGAAGGCCAUCACUUGCCUGGCUGGAUUUGUUCAUUUUUACCAGGAGGGUUUUUCUGAGGCCAGAGAUCUAUUCAUUACCGGUGAGCUGGACCCCAGAGAAAUCAUCCGCCUCUUUCCUGACACGCAAUCGUGCCUCAGCGAGGACUUUAAAUCCCAGUUUGAUCAAGUAAACAGGGGCAGGGAUCUCCAGGUGCUCUGCCAAGACAACAGGAACAAGUUUCAUCAUUACCUGGCCUUCCUGGGAGACUUCCUCAGAGUAGUCAGGGAGAUGGAGCAAGGCCUGAAGUGCAGUAAGGAGGUGGACUGCGCCCUCCUGAGGCUGUACGUAGAACUGGGAGAGAGUGAAAAUCUGCAGCAGCUUGUUACAUCUCCGAAUGUGUGCAGGCUGGACCAUUGUGUUCCUGUUUUGGAGCAACACAACAGAUUUUUUGCAUUAGGUUCCCUCUAUCAAAGCCAUGGAAAUCAAAUUGAUGCAAUCCAGACUUGGGUGAAAAUUGAAGAUGGCCUUCACAAAGACCCCUCUUGCUCAGAUGUAUACGAACACAUUGUGUGGACUCUCAGUCAGCUGCAAGACAGAGAUGCUGUGUGGAAAUUUGCAGACUGGACUCUUCAAAGAAACCAAGAGAUAGGAGUGCAGAUUUUCAACAAGCGUUCACCAGAUGAUCGUUUUGAGACACAAGCAGUCCUCGCCCUCUUGGAGAAGUACCCACUGGCGUUGCUUUUGUAUCUUGAGUUCUUAAUCCAUGAUCUAAACAGCGAGGAGGAGAGACAUCACAACCGUCUGGCCCUGGCAUAUGUUACUGAGACGCUGCGAGAGGAAGAGGAAGCAGAUUUGAGGAAGACCAGAGUGAAGCUGCAGCAGCUGCUAUGGGAAUCCAAAUUCUAUGACGCCUCCACUGUAUAUGAGAGAGUCAAGUCAGCAACCCUGCACGUAGAGAAAGCCAUUCUCCUCGGUAGGACUGGUGAACACUCUCAGGCUCUGCAAGUGCUGGUUCACCAGGAGGGAGACCUCCAAGCUGCAGAGGCCUACUGCUGCAGGGCCGCCCAGGGCCGGGACCCUCAGUUCAGGCAGACCCUGUUGCUCACCUUGCUCCAAAUCUACCUGAGCUCUGAGGAUCUCACCAGCGCUGCCGUGGAUCUGCUCAACAACAACCCUCUGGUGUUUGCAGCAGAGAAUAUCAUCCAGCUCCUUCCUGAUUCCUGGUCUGUUCAACUGGUCUCCCAGUUCUUAGUCGGCUCCCUCAGAGAGACCUUCCACCAGAGGCGGAUGGCGAGGGUGCAAAAGGCUUUGGGCCAGGCAGAGCUCAUGCGGCACAAGGUCAUUUGGAUGCAGGCCUCAAAAACAAAGUUCAGACUGGACAAAGGGCAGAAGUGUAACGUUUGUCAGAGAGACCUUGCAGAUCCCCAGUUUGCCAGUAACCUCCACGGUGAUCUGAUGCACACAAGCUGUACUGGCUUUUCCUCAUCGUAAAGACACCAAAUACAGCAAUCUGUUGUCUGUUUAUGCAAAUGUGUACAUCCCUGCACUCACAGAGAAUCACAUUCAUUUCAAACUGGAUAAAUGUCUGCUUCCAACCCGAUAUUUUCCUAGAUUACACUGUGUCCUCUAGACAAACUCUGCACAAGGAUUUGAUUCAUGGGCCAGACACUUUCCCUAAUUAGAAAAAAAGAAAAUACAUUGUGUAAAUAACUGGUUUCAAAAAGCAAAAGAGCAAGCAGUGCUCUUUUUCAGGGCGGCAUGUCUGAGCCAUUUCCUAGAGACAUUGUAGACAGCAAUAGCUAUAAAGUGGAGGACACUCAGAGAUAUACAUAUAUUCACUGAUCAGACAGUGGUGUUUAACAUGGAAACCACCUGUGGUCAACCUGAUGACCAGAGGGAAUCUGACCAUCCUCCACAGCUGUAUAUAUGCAUCCCCGCCGUCAUGGUUUCCACUGACUGUGUAUAUUUGUCUGCUUAGAGCUGGAAAUAGAAAGUCAACAACUGAGAGGCUGCACGUGAAAGACAGAUUUUUUUUUUUUCAUUCCACUUGUGUGCAUUAAUAUACAUUUAUGACCCACUAAAAAAAAAUCACAAUUACAGGCUUAAAAAUGAAAAGCAAACAGGUUGAGGAAGUGCAGAGUUUGGGGUCAUUUCUGUUAAUUUAACAAGCAACCAAAUGACAUGUCUGUGCUGUGUAUGGAACAUGAAAUCAGAAUCAUUUUUACCAACAUCUUCCCUGUCAUUAAGGGAACAUGACAGACGUGUACUCCAAAUAAUAACACACAAACUCCAGUGUGUCCACAUGUACAGUAUGGACAUGUAUAUAAACUUAAACACAUAUCAUAACCUCUUAAGAUCCAGCCCUAUGGAAAAAAACACUUAAAAGAACAGACCCAAAACAUACCUGAACUUGGUCAUUUUGCUGGACCGCUUGCACGUUUUUGGUUUAAGUUUUUGGCCUGGGGUGAGUGACUAAUUGCAGUGUACAUAAAUAAUGAAUUAUGAGCAUGUUGGAAGAGAUUAUGUCUUUAUGCCCUUGCCAAUAUUUCUUCAUUUUUUCUCUACUAAGGAGGUUUUUUGUGGGACUUUUUCAUUGUUUUCACUGAGGUCUGAUAGUGGUGAUCGUGGUGCAGCCCUUUGAGAGUGUAACUAGGAUUAGUGUAACAGAGAGAAAUUAACUCUUUAAUUUUGAGUGAAAUGUGUCUUUAUCAUUGAUGGAGUGUGGUAUACAUCUAAUGAACUCUAUAAGGGAGACUCCUGUGUCCAAUCACUGUGUUGCAUUUGCUGGUGUUACAACAAAAUCUGUGACCGCAGAGGAGCCAGCAACAUGAGGUCACCAUUUCUGAAAAUGUGACCCCCACUGUAGCUAUCUUGUGCUUUUCUUUUGUGUGUGUGUGUGUGUGAAUACAUCUUUAAUGUAAAAUUAUUAAAAUACAUGU
This is a messenger RNA of Sebastes umbrosus (honeycomb rockfish), 4804 nucleotides long. RefSeq names its product transforming growth factor-beta receptor-associated protein 1. The transcript has 11 exons. Gene Ontology annotation, biological process: intracellular protein transport; autophagy; endosomal vesicle fusion. Gene Ontology annotation, cellular component: cytoplasm; membrane. Bases 843 to 3356 code for a protein of 837 amino acids. NCBI's taxonomy places the organism in Eukaryota, Metazoa, Chordata, Actinopteri, Perciformes, Sebastidae. The record is from RefSeq and is a predicted model, not a curated record.